Molecule: messenger RNA, 1363 nt
Organism: Chelonus insularis
Lineage: Eukaryota; Metazoa; Arthropoda; Insecta; Hymenoptera; Braconidae
Exons: 3
Coding region: 502-1314 (270 amino acids)
Source: RefSeq, a predicted model, not a curated record
GUAAGUACAUAAAUUGUACGAGAAUCAACUGACUACGCGUAGAUGGUACAGUAUUAUAUUGGAGGGCGCGGCGUAUAGUAGUUGUCAGCAUCCAGUAUCAUUAUCAAUUCAGAGUGCUUGGUAGUUGUGUUGUUGCAGCAGUUAGAAAUACAAUAAAAAAUUAAUGACAAUAAAAAACAAUCAUUUUAAUGAUCACAAUAAUAAUCAUUGUUGGAAUUGUUCUCAAAUAAUAACUAUUGUAAAUUGUAUUUAUCAAUGAUAAUAAUGAUUUCGCUGAAAUUUUUAUGGCCUACAUAUUGCAAAAAUGACUUAUUGUACUCCUUGUAUUUAUUGUAUAAUAAUUAAAUAAUAUUUUCAUGAAACUUAAAUUACUCAACAUGGAAUAAUUUAUUAUUUCUUUUGAAUUUUAUCUAUGAGAAGUGUAUGAUUAUUUUUGUUUAUACAUAAAAUAUUGUGACGAAUGUUUAAUAGAGAUAUGAAAUUAUAGACACACACAAAACAAUGGCAAUUAAGUGGUGGUGGAUUAAUUGUGAUUACAGUAAUAUUCAGCUUGCAACUUUGUUAUUUUGUAUGAUUAUCACACAGACGAAUAAUUAUUCAGUUGAUAGAUCUUGGAAUAACUCAUUUAUAUCAGCUGCUGCUUAUUGUGCACUUGAUCUUAAACCACAAGAGGAUUUAAACCUUGAAAAAAUGAUAGGAAAAUGGUACGUGGUAGAAGUUCUCGAGCACAAAAAAUCAUCUGUAGACAUCUCAGACAUUGGUAUGUCAGUUAUCAUCAAUAUUUGUCCAAUAGUCUAUAUCCAGUUUGACGAAAAAGGCUUCUUGAGACUUCUUUGGACUGAGGAGUAUGGUAAUCUUGAAUACACCUUUCGCAUACCCGUGUCUGACUACAAAUCCGAUGGCUUCUGGGUCUCAGUAUAUCCACAGAAUGGAAGUAUUGUUGACAAUAAUAAGUAUUAUAAUCAAUUCAAUGGUACUGUGGUGGUGACAAAAGCAGUGGCACAACACGUUCUUUUAACUUUUUGUCCAUCAAUUUCUCAUGAUGCAAAUAGUAAUGAUAAUAACAACAAUAAUCAAGAACAGCAGCAGCAGCAAAAUCAACUACGGUAUUAUUCUAUUCUACUAGCUCGUCAGCAUAGACUAGAUAAAAGCAGUAUAAAUGGAAUUCACAAAUUGUUAAAACGUCGAGGCAUUGGUAUAUCAGGCAUCAAGUCAACAUGUAGGUCUAGCACUACUUCAACAAUUAAUCAUCAAUACAUCCAUUACUUAGUAAUAUUUUCAUUACUUUAUUCUUUCGUUAGAAAUUUUUGUUAAAUUUAUCAAAGCUAUCAUAGCACUUUUUAUUUAAAUCACCAUUAAAAUU